Molecule: messenger RNA, 4536 nt
Organism: Pristis pectinata (smalltooth sawfish)
Lineage: Eukaryota; Metazoa; Chordata; Chondrichthyes; Rhinopristiformes; Pristidae
Gene: znf827
Product: zinc finger protein 827
Exons: 14
Coding region: 100-4128 (1342 amino acids)
Biological process (GO): regulation of transcription by RNA polymerase II
Cellular component (GO): nucleus
Molecular function (GO): DNA-binding transcription factor activity, RNA polymerase II-specific; RNA polymerase II transcription regulatory region sequence-specific DNA binding
Source: RefSeq, a predicted model, not a curated record
GUGCAUCUGCAACAACAACAACAAAAAAUGAUAAGAAAGGAGAAUGUGAAGAGAAAAUGAUUUAAAAGAGAGAGAGAGAGGAGUUGGGGAGGAAGGAAAAUGCCCAGGAGAAAGCAGGAGCAGCCGAAGCGCCUGCCUUAUUCGCAUGGAAAUGAAGAAGAAGCAGGAGAAGAACUGGGUGAAGAAGAGGAUUGGUUUGGAAAUGCCUCUGAAACUCCUUCCGAAGUCUCCUAUUUAGAUGUACAAGAGGACCUUAAUGUGUCACCUGGGAAAAAGCUGCAAGAACAAGAAACCUCUCCAGAUAACUCCUCGGGAAGCACAACUCCCAUAAGGAACUCAUUGGAAUUGCUAGUCUCCGAAAAUGAUCAGGUUGGAGACACCUUGGGAAAACAGGAUGCAUUGUCACCUGUUUCUUCACCGUUGUUACAUGAAAUGGGAUCCCAUGUUUUGCACAAACCCAUGAGUAGCAAUUUGAGACGACUGCUAGAGGCUGGGCCAGUCAGUGGCAGCUCUGGUCUGGGAGCUAAGGAAAAAGAGGGUUCUGUAGAUGGUCCUGUUUCAGCUUUGCCUUUGUCACCAUCUUCCCCUCAUGCACUACAAUUAAGUGUUCUUGCUAGGAAAUUAGCUGCUAAGCAGGAGCAAAGUAAUAAUUUUAGUCCAAGUAACAGCUUUAUGUGGGACCAAGAUAUUUGGCUGCAGAGUUCAUCAUCUUGUAGUUUAUCACCUGCUUCAGCCACACAGAAACUUAAAGCAGCUGCAAAUGCGGUCCGCCUGGACAAAAGUCUUUCAAGAGCAGAGGAGCCUAUGAGAUUUAGUCCAUACUCAUCGCCUUACAGCCCUAUACAAAAGCAAUCAGCUAGUUCUGCGCUGGCUGCUCUCUCAAAGAAAGUUAGUGAAAGAAGCCAGUCUUCUGCUCAAGAUCACAAGCGUCCAGGAAGUUCUUUCCUUUCUCUGGCCUCAAUGACCUCAUCAGCUGCCCUCUUAAAAGAAGUUGCAGCUAGAGCUGCUGGUAAUAUGUUAGUUGAGAGAAAAGAUCAAUUUAUCCCAGGAGAUACCUUAAAAUCUAUGGAAGUGAAACAAGAAAAAUUGAUUCCAUCAGCUCCAUUGGAAUUGCUGUUGCCUGCCCCCAAACAGAAGUCUUUGAAACCUGCCAAUCAAGUUUCUGAGGAAGAGGGAGGAAAAUCCUUCCAGUGUCCCAUUUGUGGCUUGGUUAUAAAACGCAAGAGCUACUGGAAACGGCACAUGGUGAUUCACACAGGGCUAAAGAGUCACCAAUGUCCACUUUGUCCAUUCCGCUGUGCACGCAAGGACAAUCUGAAAUCACACAUGAAGGUUCAUCAGCACCAGGACAGAGGAGAAACUUUCCACUGUGAGCUUUGCCCUUUCACCUCGUCUCGUCACUUCAGUUUAAAACUCCACAUGCGCUGUCAUCAGCACUUUCCCAGAACAGAGGUGAAGGUCAAAGAAGAGAUUACUGAAUCUGAGGUCAAAAGGCUACCUUCUAAUGAGACUGCUGAUAAGAAUGAGGGAACACAACUACUUGGGAAUAAGUUAAAAAUUCAGGACCAUCUUUUGUAUGAAACAAUGGCUGAAAAUUACAAGGAAACUGCUGUUCCAUUGAAACCAGUUAAAGAGGAACCCAUUGACAUGAAUGUCACCAGUAUGUCACUACCAGAUAAUCAUAGGUUUGGCAAAAAACCAGAAGCAAUGCAGCAGAGUACAGCAAAUCCAUCAGAGCCAUCUGACUUGACAGCCACCCAAAAAGUGUUUCUCUUUGGCCAAGACAUUUCUGCAACAGACUUUCUUGUGAAUUUAUCAGCUGCAAACCAAAGGGGGUCCUUAAUUCCAAAGAUUAAAGUGAAAGAUGAGCCUAAAGAGAGGACAACACCUGAUCCUAUUCCGUCACCGCGAUCAGUUAACUUUAUUGGGAAUGAGCCCCCACCGAAGAUUUUAUCUGAAGUUCCUGCUGCUUCAGAGCUGUUCAGCCAGGAUAUGUCUUGUAAGGUGGCAUCAGAACUCCUAUUUAAACUAUCAGCUGAAAAUAAAAAGGAACUGGGAACACAGGUAGUAACGAUUAAAGAAGAACCAAUGGAACUGGAAAUACCUGACCCCACACUGUCACGACUUCCUAAUCCUUCAUUUAAUUGCAAGGCAGUGAAAAGUGAACGGUCACAGAAUUCCCCUGAAGUUAUACCUCUCACAGAAAUUAAGCUUUUCACUCAAGACAUUUCAGUGAAGAUGGCAUCAGAGCUUCUUUAUCAACUCUCAGAAAAAGUAAGUAAAGCACAAGAACAAGGAAAGGAAGCUUCAGAGUUGAGUAGCAGCAGUUCUUCUUUAUGUGAAGAAGUAUUUAGACAAUCACCAUUUGCUUCAAACUUGAGAGAUCCUUUAUCUAAUCUCCAUGCAAGAACAUCAUCGCAAGAAUCAGGAAAAUUACCCAUUGAGACAGGGACUGUUAACCCGCCAUGGAAAUUUUGUGAACAACUUUUUCCCUGUAAGGUUUGUGGGAAAGUUUUUGGUCGGCAGCAAACAUUGUCACGGCAUCUUUCCUUGCACACAGAAGAAAGAAAGUACAAGUGUCAUUUGUGUCCGUAUGCUGCCAAGUGCCGAGCAAACUUAAACCAGCAUUUGACAAUCCAUUCAGUGAAGUUAGUGAGUGGAGAUUCUGAGGAAAUAGCUACUGCUGUAACCUCAAACAGUUGUGAUCGUAAGAACAGUCCCUAUUACUACAGCUGCCAUGUUUGUGGAUUUGAGACCGAGGUGAAUCUGCAGUUUGUCAGCCACAUGUCAUUACAUGUAGAUAAGGAGCAGUGGAUGUUUUCAUUGUGCUGCAAUACCUGCAACUUUUCCUGCAUGGAUGAAACAGAAAUGAAAGCACAUUUAUAUGCAGCACAUGCAGAUGAGAAAGUCCAAACACCCUCUUGUCAUAGUCCCGCCAGUGAAUCCAAGGCAGCUGCUAUAUUCUCUUCUUCAUCAUCGUCUUCGUCAUCUUCCUUGUCUUCAUCUUCAGCACUUUGUGAUUCUGUCACUGAAUCUGAAAUCCCCCACUCGGACUUCACCACUGAAGAGCAAAGUACUUCCUUCAACCCUCCAGUGGCACUCAGUGGGUCAUCUACAUCAGGUUCUGAGGAAAAAACUGAGAAAGGUUUUGAGUGCAUCUUCUGUAACUUUGUGUGUAAAACAAAGAUGAUGUAUGAACGACAUCUGCAGAUCCACCUCAUCACCAGGAUGUAUGAAUGUGACAUCUGUCACAAAUUUUUGAAAACAUCUGAGCAGCUAUUGGAGCACAAAAAAUGCCAUAAUGUAUCCACCGGAGGACUCAAGUGCCCAUUUUGUGUUUACGCCACAAACCGUCCUUCAGCCAUGGAAUGCCAUUUAAGGACACACUACAAAAUGGAAUUCAAGUGUCGAAUCUGUCAAGUGGUUAAAGCAAACCAACUGGAGCUGGAGAUUCAUAUCCGUGAACAUCGCCUUGGCAAUCACUAUAAAUGCGAUCAAUGUGGUUAUCUCUCCAAGACAGCCAAUAAGCUGAUAGAGCAUGUGCGUGUCCACACAGGGGAGCGUCCUUUCCAUUGUGACCAGUGCAGUUACAGCUGCAAACGCAAAGACAAUCUAAACCUACACAAAAAGUUGAAGCACUCUCCCAGGCAGACUCUGUGCUGUGAAGAAUGCUUCUUCACAACCACACAUCCAUUUGUCUUCAGCCGGCACGUAAAGAAACAUCAAAAUGGUGAAUAUUUGGAAGGAGAAAGGAAGGUCCAGCCUGUACUUGGGAAAGAAAGUAACUCUGUAUUAAACAGUGGCAGUCCUAGAAAGCUCCUUUCACCACUUUCAGUUAUGUCAGCAUCACAGGCUUUGCAAUCUGUUGCACUGUCAGUGACUGGCAAGAAUGGAAUUUCAACGGGAUCAUUUGGUUUAUUUGGCUUGAAUGGCAUUUCUGCACAUCUCAAUAAAUACAGGAACUGUGAUCUCACCCACCUUAUUCCACUGACUACACUUUUUCCUCAAAACAAAUGUGAAACUACAUUCCAUUCGUCACAGCAGCAGACUGCACCCGCAGAUAGUGUUUCCCCCAAAAACUCGUUCCUGGCCUACCUUGGCUUAACUGAACAGACAAACACAGUUUAGGUUUCAGCCACAGAGUGAACCGUGGUCAUUGCUGCAAUAUAAGAUUUUUUUUCAAAAAUGUUUAUUAUUGUAGAAGAGUAGAAUGCGUAGAAGUUGCUGUAAAUGCUUCUUGUAUUCAUAUAAGUGCUGCUUGAAUUAUAUAUAAAUACUUAUAUGUCCAUAUUUGUAUGGAAACCCAAGUAUUGGAAAGAGGUAGUUGGACUCUGGGCUGUAAAAUGCCCAGUCUAAAAAAAAAGAGAAGUUAUGUGAUGAGGCAGAAUUUUGCACAAUGCUUAGUCUUGCACAUUUUUGCGUUACUUAAAGUAGUAUCAUUUUCUACCUAGUAUUACUAAUUUCAGAGCAGCAGUGUGUUGACUAAAUCUGAUCAGCGUGAUAGUGAUCGGCCCCAUUUAUUUUGGCAACAACCAU